AUGGCUGUAAAUCCACCUAGAACACCAACCAGGUCCCGUAGUGUUGUAAUUACUCUCUACCUGGCCAUGACCUCAUUCAAGGGACCCCCUCUACUGUGGAUGUUAUUGGCUGCCUGCCUCUGGCACAUUACUCCCGUGCUUGGGAGCACUGAGUUCUGGCAUCAUCAGAUACCAAUUUUUAUGCCACCCGACCCCUCAAGACCUUGUCGACACGCCUUCAGGGAUGACCCGGAGACGAGUGCGCUUCUUGCGGACUUCGUCGUCAUCGGCAAACCAACGCCUACCUACCAACACCGUCCUGGAGUUCUGUACAACGCCAGCGUCCUCGUAGAACAGGUGUUAAAGCGACCCCGAUUUUCGAUUUACCCUGUUCGUGAGGGCUACCCCAUACUAACUGGUCCCUUCUCGCAGUGGACUGAUUUGGGACGCUGUUGGCUGAACGUGCGGUCGAGGAUAAGGUACAUCUUUUUCAUCGAGCGACCGAAUUGGGCUGGAUUUUUUCGUAUCUCCCAAUUACCCCUUGCCUACACGACUCAGCACUGGCAGAAGAUUCGGACAAUAUUGAAAAAACCCCGUAAGUGUUAG
Mesocestoides corti is the source of this 585-nucleotide messenger RNA. The record is from the annotation of a GenBank genome assembly. Lineage: Eukaryota; Metazoa; Platyhelminthes; Cestoda; Cyclophyllidea; Mesocestoididae.